Messenger RNA from Tribolium madens (black flour beetle), 495 nucleotides. RefSeq lists its product as uncharacterized. The transcript has 2 exons. NCBI's taxonomy places the organism in Eukaryota, Metazoa, Arthropoda, Insecta, Coleoptera, Tenebrionidae. Bases 112 to 450 code for a protein of 112 amino acids. The record is from RefSeq and is a predicted model, not a curated record.
ACUUGACAGCUAAUUUAAUAAACAAACGUCAUUUUAAAUCUUAAACGGUGAAAUUCUGCGCGCCAAAUUCAAAAUUUCUGUGACUUGUUCAAGUGAAAAUUGGUAAUUUCAAUGGAUGACGACAAUGAAAAGAGUUUGUGCUACAUUGAAGGAACUGUCGUUGACAAAAACGCCUCAAAAGAUAUAACCGAACUGCACGAAAAUGUCUGGUACAGAAUGAAACCCCCAAAGCAGUCUUCAGAGACCUACACUUCUUUUGUAACGGCAAGACAAAUUGACUUAAUCAGAAAUAUGCUGUUGGGUAAAACUGCCCUCAAACCGUUUGAAGUGAAGACGGAAAAAAUCAAGGAGACGCGCCCUCCACCAAGGAGGGAUCCUGAUAUUAUACCCCCUUCGAUAAAUAAAAGGAAAUCGUCGGUUAAAUUCCUCAAUAAAUCAAUUUAUGAAUAGAUGUAAUUAAAUAAAAAUCAAUAAAAAAUGGAAAAACAACACCAA